This is a messenger RNA of Chrysoperla carnea, 1647 nucleotides long. It is a transcript of the gene Ccz1, whose product is annotated as vacuolar fusion protein CCZ1 homolog. Bases 85 to 1500 code for a protein of 471 amino acids. The record is from RefSeq and is a predicted model, not a curated record. The transcript is spliced from 7 exons. NCBI's taxonomy places the organism in Eukaryota, Metazoa, Arthropoda, Insecta, Neuroptera, Chrysopidae. Gene Ontology annotation, biological process: vesicle-mediated transport. Gene Ontology annotation, cellular component: intracellular membrane-bounded organelle; Mon1-Ccz1 complex.
ACAUAAAUGGGAAUGUGCAUCCAUCAAACAAUAUUUUUAAUCAGUUUUGAAUAAUUUUCAAUAAAUUUUAAACGAUUGUUUAUAAUGACACAAAAAAAUAGGAUUGUAUUACAAAGUUUUUAUAUUUUCAAUUCCACAUUAUGCCUAAAAGAAGGCGAGGAAGAGAAGAAAAUACUUUUUUAUCAUCCAUUCAGUGCUGACAUUGAUACUAAAAUUCGUAGCAUUGGUUUAGUUGAAGCUGUGAUAAAAUUUACAGAAACAUUCAAUUCAAAGGAACCAUGUAAUUCUGUUCAUACACAAAAAACUCGACAGGUUUAUCUACAAGUCGAGCCAAACUUUUGGAUGGUUAUGAUUGUAAAUGUUCCAAAUGUUUCAAAAACAAAGGAUGGUACUGAAUAUAAUGAAUAUCAGGGUGAUGAAAUUCAGGAUAAUGUUUAUAUUUCAGUUUUAAAACAAAUGUAUGCAUUGUUUCGGUUACUUUCUGGUACAUUUCAAUCACUACUGGACUCUUCAGGUGUUGAAUGUUUGAGGCAGUGUUUAGAAUUAUUCUUUCCUAAGCAUUUAUUAACAUUAAAAUUUGAACAUUUCGAUGUGCUAAACAUAUUUAAUGGCAUGCAAUAUUUACCAUUAAAUAGCAUAACAUUUUUAAAUGUAUUAUGUUUUGUAAAUCAAAUCCAAAACCAUUUUCCAUCAAUUAAAUCAACAGCAUUUAUGUAUAACGAUUCAUUAAUUUGGACUGGAAUCGAACCAAGUAAUUUUCAACCUAUUUAUCAAUAUAUGGUAACAAUUUUAUUACCAGCUCAUGUUGAAAUUGAGCUAAAAGGUGGUUCAAUGCCACGCCAUUCUGGUUUUUUCUCACCAUCACAACCGUUACACUAUUGUCGUUAUGUAAUAGGACCACAAUCUUUAACGGAAAAUAGUACAGUGGGUAAAAUACCAAAAGUUUAUGUACAUUCAUCAGCAACUAAUCAAUUAGAAGAAUAUUAUUUAAUUGUUUAUCGAGGAUUUAGUUCUUCAGUGAUAUUAUUUUUAGACAUAAAAACGGAUUUAACAAUGGAAUUAUUUACAAAAUUAGAUACAUACAUGGAACCAAAUUUAACAAAAUUAGGUUCCGAUAUAGCUGAAUAUUGUAGCUCACAGCAAAUACCCAGUUUAAUAACAAGUGUUGGUGAUAGUGGACCACGUUAUGUAUUCUUUAACAAUAUGAAUUUAGCAUAUAAAAGUACAAUACAUUUAGAUAAUCGACAAUCCGGUAAUAUUAAUAUAUCUCAUGAGGCAUUAAAAUUAAUUGCUGAUAUUAAAUCCGAAUCAAUAACAAACUCAAUAUUUGGCGAGACUGUUGUAAAGACAUUGAAUGAUUAUUGGGUAGUCGGAAAAUUUUCAAAUAAACGUGAAUUUUAUGUUGCUAUUCAACAUAAGAAUGCUAAUUUAAUUGAAAUUAGUGAGGAAGUGAAAAAAUUAUGUGAUGGCGAAUUAAAAGGAAUAUUCUUCCAAACCUAAAAAUAAUCAAUUGGUGCCAUUAUGUUGAAGAAGGAAUUUGAAAGUGAAACAAAAUUAAUUAAUUAAUUUUUUUGAAUAUUUACAGAAAUAUUAUUGAUUAGAAUUAAUCUGAAUGGCCAAUUUAUGCUACAUCUUUCCUGCUUGUCA